Molecule: messenger RNA, 1616 nt
Organism: Castor canadensis (American beaver)
Lineage: Eukaryota; Metazoa; Chordata; Mammalia; Rodentia; Castoridae
Gene: Ppp1r11
Product: protein phosphatase 1 regulatory inhibitor subunit 11
Cellular component (GO): nucleus
Molecular function (GO): protein phosphatase 1 binding; protein serine/threonine phosphatase inhibitor activity
Source: RefSeq, a predicted model, not a curated record
GGAAGUGGGAGGCCGGAAGUGGGGUUGGACAGGUUAUCCCCAGUGGGGAAGCAGAGGCCCUGGAGGAGGGGGAGAAAAAGCAGGCAGAGGAUCUUGGCUACUACUCUGAAUCGGAUACCGAUUCUCCUAGAACUCAAAGACACGGAAAAAGGGAGGGGCGUCUCAUCCCCCCCUUCCUCCCCGCCUCCUUUUUCCCAGCCUUAGCCAUGGCCGAGGCAGGGGCUGGGCUGAGUGAGACCGUCACUGAGACAACGGUUACCGUGACAACCGAGCCCGAGAACCGGAGCCUAACCAUCAAACUUCGGAAACGGAAGCCAGAGAAAAAGGUGGAAUGGACAAGUGACACUGUGGAUAAUGAACACAUGGGACGCCGCUCAUCAAAAUGCUGCUGUAUUUAUGAGAAACCUCGGGCCUUUGGCGAGAGCUCCACUGAGAGUGAAGAGGAAGAGGAAGGCUGUGGUCAUACACACUGUGUACGGGGCCACCGUAAAGGACGGCGUCCUACAACUCCAGGACCGAUCCCCACAACUCCUCCCCAGCCUCCUGACCCCUCCCAGCCACCUCCAGGGCCAAUGCAGCACUAAAUUCCUCUCCUCCACCAUUCCUGUGUCUGUCUGGCCCUGAAUGUAUCCAUGUGGCUACCUGGGGACUAAACCCAUGGUUUGAUCCCUUCUCCAGCCACCUCCUUCCCUCUCUCCUGCCUGUUAGGGAGAAGAGGAAGAGGUAGGUGGACCAAGAUCCUGAAUUCUGACUUGCUGCUAUUCCAGAACCCAGGCUUUGGGGUUCUCCCAGCCCUCGUUUCUCCCCACACCCCCACCCCUAGUUCCCACUUUUGCAAGGAUCUAGGCAUCUUGGUCCCAGUCUGUUCCCUUUGUUCUCACUGCCAAACUGCCUAUCCUGGGAUUCAGUUGUCUUAGCCCCUGCAUCCUCAACUUGAGUCCCAAACAUUUAAAUUGGGUUUCCAGCAAUCCCAGCUUUCACUGCCAGGGUCCCAGUCAGAUUCCAGGCAAUCUUGCCCCAGCUAUGCUUAUUAAUACUGGCUUAGAGUUCUUCCACUUACGCAUUUAUAUAGUCCUCAUUCUUAGUCCUUGCCUGUGGGAUGUAAAGGCAUAUGAGAGACCACAGGACUCCUAACCCUUCCCCUCCUGCAUACCCCUUUCUAUUCUCAGAAGGAAUUAGAAGAGCGAGGUCUUUGUCAUUCACACCUCUAAAGGGAAAUGAAUAAGAAAUAGUCAAGUCUUCUCUUCCCACCCUUUAAAAGCUGGCUUGAGACUGGUCACUUAGAGCCAACUAUCUUGUCAGCCUUUGGCCUUUUGGCUUCAGGGAUAUUCAACAUAGUCCCAGGGCCUGGGCCCCUAGAAGAAGAACGCAGAGAGAGAACAAUGAGAUUGGGGCCUGUCCCCUGCACUAUACUCCUACCCCUUUUCUUCCUAGACUUUGAUGUCUCUUAUCAGCCCAGAUGUCCAGCUCUCUUGGCCCUCCCAAACCCCUUAUUGGGAUCUGAUUAUCAUUUUCCAGGCAUCAUGCCAUGCAUAGUUGCAGAGAUCAGUUAAGUCUAUACCACCACUGAGAUCUCAUUUAUUGCCACAGAUGCACAAAAUAAAUAACCCAACAUC